AUGCUUCGAAAACAACAAUUGUCUCUUUAUCGUUUGAGGAGCAGACGUUUCCUGAUCAUCUAUUUUCCGAAAACAUUGACAAUUUUGAUUACCACUACCGGAAAAAAACUUCUUUUGUCGCUGAUCUUCAUUAAAAUGUGCUUUGGGUUAACCAUAUUAUUUCAUGAGGCAAAGUUCUGCUUUCAGAUUAUACAUCCGAAUCCAUUCAGCACCAAAGCACAAAUUCGCACAUUCCUAGUAUGCACACAGACAUCUAGAUAUGUGCUACUCAUCUGCCGGAUUGCGCAUCUACUACUCUUCAUGAUGAAAAUCAAGGUUGAAUUUCUCGGCGGCCUCGACGUGAUUUCCAAUCAUGUCCGGGAGCAUAAACUUUCGCUUCCAUUAGAAGAGGGCCAAGCGACCAUGAAAGAUGUGAUUUCGCACGUCGUUUCUUCAGUGAUUGCCGAUCCUAAAGACAUUCCUGUUUUCCUCGAGGAAGGAACAGUUCGCCCAGGCAUCUUGGUGCUUAUAAACGACACGGACUGGGAGUUAGAAGGCAUGGAGGACUAUGUUGUGGAGUCUGGCGAUGUUUUUACAUUCACUUCCACUUUGCACGGAGGAUGA
This is a messenger RNA of Clavispora lusitaniae ATCC 42720, 603 nucleotides long. It is a transcript of the gene URM1, whose product is annotated as ubiquitin-related modifier. Gene Ontology annotation, molecular function: protein tag activity. The record is from RefSeq and is a predicted model, not a curated record. Gene Ontology annotation, cellular component: nucleus; cytoplasm. Lineage: Eukaryota; Fungi; Ascomycota; Pichiomycetes; Serinales; Metschnikowiaceae. Gene Ontology annotation, biological process: protein urmylation; tRNA thio-modification.